This is a messenger RNA of Botrytis cinerea B05.10, 1638 nucleotides long. It is a transcript of the gene Bcpof1, whose product is annotated as Bcpof1. The record is from RefSeq and is a predicted model, not a curated record. Gene Ontology annotation, cellular component: cytoplasm; nucleus. The transcript has a single exon. NCBI's taxonomy places the organism in Eukaryota, Fungi, Ascomycota, Leotiomycetes, Helotiales, Sclerotiniaceae. Gene Ontology annotation, molecular function: nicotinamide-nucleotide adenylyltransferase activity; ATP hydrolysis activity. Bases 145 to 1491 code for a protein of 448 amino acids.
GUCAGCCUUGCAGCAAUAGCCAAUGAUAUACGUGUCUCAGAUAGCUGAUUGUGCAAAUGUCAGCCUUGUCAUUGCUAGAGCUCGCGAUAACGAUAACAUCGCUUUUGUUCAUUGCAUCCGACGACAACAACUAAAACUUCAUUCAUGUCUUUACCCUCUCCCUCAGAUGCACAACUAGAAAUGACACCUUCACCCUCUCGCGUUGCAUUCUACACUAGCAAUCUCUCCUCCUUUAUCUCCUCCCCCUCUACCUUUCGCAUCCUGCGUACCCUAUCUCCGCCCACACCACUACCCCCCAUCCCUCCCACACCCAAAAACCUCACUUCCGCAACCUUCGACGCAUACGAUGCCUAUCGCGGGCCUCUUUACUUUCCUCCCACUGCUACUAGCACCGCCUCAAACGAACCUUUAGGACAUCCAAAGAACCCAAGCCGAGAUCAUCAAUCUCCCUCUAAUCCCAACACUCCGCAAACCCUCUACAUACUCGAUUCCUCCUUCAACCCGCCUACCCUUGCACACGCACAUAUUUGUCUCUCCGCUUUAAACGACCACUACUCUUCCUCUGAAUCAGCUCACACAAAUGCGAGGUUAUUAAUCUUACUCAGUACCCAAAAUGCCGAUAAAAAGAUUACCGGCGCGAGUUUAGAGGAGAGAUUGGUGGGAAUGGAGUGUUUUGCGAAUGAUUUAUUGACGAAUUGGUAUUAUCCUCAUUCGGCUUAUCAUUACAAGAAAGAGAAGCUUGAUCGUUUGAAUGGAAAAUCAUCCGAGGUGAAUGAAUCCGAAUCUUCGGACGCCGAAUCCUUAGAAAUCGAUUCCAAUUCCGAACCGGAGCCAAUAGGUGGAACGAAAUCCAAAUCUUCCCUUCCUCAACCUCCUUCAUCUGAACCCCUACCUCCCGAUAAUCCCAACUCGAGGCCUAAAAUCAAUGUAGAUAUAGGUUUAACCUCUCUCCCCUAUUUCCACGACAAAUCCGCUGCCAUCGAAGCCUCCUCUCUCUACCCGCCUUCAACGACACACAUCCAUUGCACCGGCUACGAUACUCUAAUCCGCGUCCUCAAUCCUAAAUACUAUCCACCUACUCAUGAUCUCUCUCCUCUCAUCCCAUUCCUCUCAAACCAUAAACUUCGCGUAACUUACCGCAUCGACAAAGACUGUACAAAAGAAGACCAAGAUGCAUACCUAUCGAAAAUGCAGCAUGAACUACCCAGCCUAGGAGGAAAAAAGGAAUGGAUAGAAGAUAAGAAGAUCUAUAUGGCUUCAGGACUCGAAGGAAAAGAAAUCAGCUCCACCAAAGUUAGAUCGAUGGUUAAACAAUACAGCGCACCGGAUCCGCACCGGAGAGGACAGGGAAGUUCGAAAUUUAGGGGAAAGGGAAAGCAGGAAAAUAAGAAGAUUAAAGAGGGAUUGAAGGGAGUCGUAGGAACAUCGGUGGGGAAAUGGAUCACGGGGGAGAAGUUAUAUCGGUGGGAGGCGAAGGAGAAUGGGCAAUGAAAGAGAGAGAUGUAGGUACUUAGGUAGCUAGAUUAAAGCCCCGUCGCAUUCGUGAUAGCGAGGAGAAAUAUGAAGUACGAACCGAGACGUGAUAUGAUUUCAUGAGCCAGCUCUAUAAAUGCCCAAAAUAUAUUCCUUGCCCAUCCA